This is a messenger RNA of Daucus carota subsp. sativus, 2020 nucleotides long. RefSeq lists its product as uncharacterized. Gene Ontology annotation, molecular function: calmodulin binding. The record is from RefSeq and is a predicted model, not a curated record. The transcript has 2 exons. NCBI's taxonomy places the organism in Eukaryota, Viridiplantae, Streptophyta, Magnoliopsida, Apiales, Apiaceae. Bases 130 to 1536 code for a protein of 468 amino acids.
GCUGCAUGAAUGGUGUAGGUGCACGAAUGCUAAAUAAUUUUGAUCCUUUGUUGAAGCACUUUGCUCUUGUUUUCUCUUUUUGAAGGAGGUUUGGUUAUCUCAUUUGUGAUUAAUAGUCUCUGUCCUCUCAUGAUGGCUGAAGUGACAAUCGAUGCCCAAGUGAACAUAGAGACAGAUGAAGAAAAUGAUUGUCAGUUGCGAAGAUCUUCAUAUAGAGACACUGAUUGUCAAAAUCGUGUACCAAAAUGGGGAUCCCGUUACCGUAGUCCCUUGUCGCCUGGAUCAUGCCAUGACUUGUGCAAACAUGGGGUCAAGAGUGAUCCUGAGACGCUGGAUAGAAGGUCCUUGGUGAGAAGAAAUUCACUAGAUUCUCCAAAGAAAUCACCCAGAACUCGAGAGGUUAUAAAGAAAGAAUUACCAGAAUCCCCUAGGAAAGUAAGUAGCUCCUUAAGACGACAGGCCUCGUCACCAAGUAUGAUAAAAUACGCUUCUGAAAAGCAGGAGAGGGUCUCGAAGCCCAAAACACCCCCUCUGGCUGCAACAAGACAGUUACACAGAAGAAACAGUGAUAUAAUUAUAACAAAAAAUUCAGCUGGAGGUUCGAGUGGACAAACAAACCGUGAGACGAAAGUGAACAAAGAAACGGAGAACUCCAAAAUAGAAAAGACGAAAAUCUCGGCGAGAGAUAGGUUUUCCUUAUCUUCCAUGUCAUCUGCAAAGAGGUUUAUAAGCGCACAGUCUGAGAACGUCAAGAAAAUGACAAAGGUGCCAUCUACCUUAAAAAAUCGAAAGCAAAUAAAAGUAAAUGGUAAGUGCCCUCCGAGUAAACAUGUUAUAGAGAAGACACCGUAUGUCAUUAGACCGAAGGCUGGAAACCAAGCUGCAGGAUUGGCCAAAAGAGGCAGUUUCACUUCAUUGCAAUCUUCUCCGGAAAAAGGAUUGUCUUCAUUAAAGUCACAGACAUCAGCCUCAUCAUCACCUGAGGCAAUGCAAAGUGAUAGUAGUGCAUUUGACAUUGAUAAUUCUGAAAGUGAGUACUCGGUAAGUGAUCUGGAAGUGGAAGAUACGAGGAUUCCUAGUUUUCAAGUCCGUAGAUUGGAAGAUGAAGACUGGCCAUCAUCGCAGAAGCUCAAAUUCAGGCGUGGAAAGGUGAUUGAUCUCAAACUUGAAGACUUCAGCCAGAAGCUCCGAUUCAGGCGUGGAAAUGUAGUUGAUGUCCAACCUGAAGACUUAAGUCCAAGUGUACUUAAAUUCAGGCAUCAAGAAGCAUUGGAAGAGAACCAAAAUUCAGAUAACGAAGGCAUAAGCUUGACGAAAAUAUCAAGUGAUGAGGUCUUAUAUGAAACUAAUGCAGAAACAGAGAAAGUUACUCUUAAACACCAAGAUGCGGAAACAAAGGGAGAGACUUGGGGUUUCAUUGAUGAUGCAAUUGAAGAGACUGCAAACAGGCUUGCUCAGAGCAGGAAGAGUAAGGUCAAAGCUUUGGUGGGUGCUUUUGAGGCUGUAUUAGGUCGCCAGGAUAGUCCGAGGAGAUGACUCGCUCAUGAUGCAAAAUUUCGGAUUCAUAUCUUUAGCAUAUAGCUGUUGGUCAUUAAAUAUUCUAUCACCUGGAAAAGAGGGAAGGGUACGGGGCCUGGGCGUACAUGUCUUUUGUCGAAGUAUCUUGCCAUAGAGGAUGAAAGGGAAAUACAAAAUUGAAGGUUUAAAGCUUGCAUGGAUUAAAUUGACAAGCCUCUGAGAAAUGAAAUUUGAGGAAACCUGAUUAUUGGUACUGCUAGUGUCACUAUGAAGGGAGGACUUGAGCGGUUAUGGAACUGAUGAAAUAUAAAUGAAGAGAACUGGGACUGAAUGGAGACAAUUGAUUGGUGUCACCAGCCACAAAGAUACGGUGUGCUCUUACUUUUGUUUAUGCUUAUUGAAUAUCUUAUGCUGUAUUAUGUGGCAAGACAUUAAGCACGAUGUAUAACAUGUUCGCGAAGCAUGUAAGGUUUGAUUCAUAUAUAAAAUGACAUUUACAUGU